Zonotrichia albicollis (white-throated sparrow) is the source of this 2154-nucleotide messenger RNA. The record is from RefSeq and is a predicted model, not a curated record. Lineage: Eukaryota; Metazoa; Chordata; Aves; Passeriformes; Passerellidae.
GGUCCCUUUUUGCCGCCCCUCAGGUGAGGCCCUGCCCCGAUGCCGCUCCUGGGCAGGCUCGGAUAGCGCGAAAAAGGAUUUUAGGGAGUGUGAAAAUGCAGGAAAAAGAAUAUUAGGAUGGCUCCGAGGAUGUUCUAGGAAGGAAAAAGCAAUGAGUCCAUCCCAGGCCUUGAGUCCAUUCCCAAACCUCGGGAAUGGAACAGUCAUUUAUUUUCAGUUUAAAUUAAUUAAUAAUUAUCUGCCAUUAAAAUCAAAGAUUCCGCCCUAGAGCUCCCCAAGCUGUGAUUUCCCCCGUGUCUGGUUGAUUUGAAAUCGCCUGUUUUCCUUGGAUUUGACUUUUCCCACCGUGGAUAACAAUCACAGCCCGUUUUUGGGGCUGUUUAUCCAAAUUAAAGGAGUUUCUCCUCUUCCUCUGGAUCCCCCUGGAUCGGGAUAGAGGCAAUCCCGGGUUUUCCUGGCUCGGGUUUUUUUGGACUUCCAGAGGUUUUGAGGGAUGCCCAAGAAAUUCCAGGGAGAGAACAGCAAGUCGGCGGCGGCACGCGCCCGCAGGGCUGAGGCCAAGGCGGCGGCGGAGGCGCGGCGGCAGCAGGAGCUGGAGGAUGAGCUCUGGAAGGACGAGGACAAACACGUCCUGAGAAAGGAGCAGAGGAAGGAGGAGCGGGAGAAGCGGCGCCUGGAGCAGCUGGAGCGCCGCAAGGAGCUGCAGCGGCUGCUGGAGGAAGAGGACUCCAAGCUCAAAGGGAAAAGCCCCAAGCAGGGAAAUCCUGGGAAAAUCACCCGGGCCCAGAUCGAGGAGAAUGUCCGCAAGGAGCAGCAGCAGAGGGAAAACGCAGAUGCAGGGGAGAAGGAGAAAUCGCACCUGGAGCUGCCGCUGGAGGAGAACCUGAACCGGCGGCUGCCCGAGGAGGGCUCUGUGGAGGCGCGCAGCAUCGAGGACGCCAUCGCCGCCCUCAGCGUGUCCCAGCCCCUGGAGCGCCACCCUGAGCGCCGCCUUCGCGCCGCCUUCGCCGCCUUCGAGGAGCUGCAGCUGCCGCGCCUGCGGCGGGACAACCCCAACAUGCGGCUGAGCCAGCUGCGCCAGCUGCUCAAGAAGGAGUGGAUGAGGUCCCCCGAGAACCCCCUGAACCAGCGCCACAAACCCUACAACAGCCACCAAUAGCCCUGUGCCUCCCCGGACUGGGAUCCUCACCAGGACCCUUCUACCCCUGCGGGGUUUUGGGGUUUUUUCUCUCUCUCUCCCCCCCGUGGAUUUGGGGCGAGCUCAAGGUUGGACUGAUGCCACCUUCUCCUUCCUGAAAUUCCCUGGGAAAAGCGGCUCUCAAUGGCUCUCAGGUGUCCCUUGGCAUUCCCUCCUUGGAGUUCUGGAGUUGUCACAUGGAAAAUGCUCCUGGGGUGUGAACCUGAAGUGAUUCUAGACCCUGGAUCUCCCCUGGGUAUCCCUGGUCCUGUUUCCUUAGGAAUAUCCCUGAAAUCCCUGCUCCCGUUUCUCUGGAAUUGGGAUAUCCCUGAAAUCCCUGGUCCUGUUUCUUUGGGAUUUGGAUGUCCUUGAAAUCCCUGUUCCCAUUUCCUUUGGAUUGGGAUAUCCCUGAAAUUCCUGCUCCCAUUUCCUUUGGGAUUGGGAUAUCCCUGAAAUCCCUGCUCCCAUUUCCUUUGGGAUUGGGAUAUCCCUGUUCCUGUUUCCUUUGGGAUUGGGGCCAUUUUCUUUGGGAUGGGCCUAUCCCCAAAAUCCCUGGUGCCAUUUCCUUUGGAACUGGGGCAGAAGAGUUGGGAAGAGGGAAAAUCCCUCAGGGAGGAGUGGGAAGAGCCUUUCCUGGGGGGGACAGGCACUCCAGGUGACAUUCCCAGUGUCCUCUGGAAUGCUGGAGCCCGAAAUCCACCCAGAGGAGGGAUUCCCAUCCUUUGGGAAUGGAAUUCCUUCCCAGGAAUUGGUCUGGAGGUGCCAUGUGACUUCCCAAAAUCCCAUGGGAUUCAUCCAGGCUCAUCCUUUUCCCUCUUUUUGGGACUGCCCCCGCUGGGUUGGGCACUGUUCCCACAUCCCAGAAUUCCCAAAUCCAGCCAAGGAGGAGUGACACCCCCCCCCCCUUUUGUGUGAGUUUGGUGUGUUUGAAUUCAAUUAAAAAUUUAAAGAAAAAAAACCAAAAUCUGAUUAAAUUG